Aphanomyces astaci is the source of this 1136-nucleotide messenger RNA. RefSeq lists its product as hypothetical. The record is from RefSeq and is a predicted model, not a curated record. The coding region runs from base 737 to 1072 and encodes 111 amino acids. The transcript has a single exon. NCBI's taxonomy places the organism in Eukaryota, Oomycota, Saprolegniomycetes, Saprolegniales, Verrucalvaceae.
UCUGUGACAACGUGUGGACGGCCGCGUCGUGAUCAUGACGAGUGGCUUCGAUGGAUUGCUCGUUGUUCGAUGCUGCCGAUGGCAACAAUACUGUGCUCGUGGAGAUUUGAACCGCAGGACAUGUCGACGAGUGAGAAACCACCGCGCUGUCGGGAAGUAGUUGGAUGGCCUCGCUUGCUUUGGCCAUGGAAGGAAUGGACGGCUCGGACGAAGAUAGAGGUCGGGUACUGGUUGGUGGUGUGGUGUCGCUCCAGCAUGCCACCUCAUAGACUGCCGGUUCGACUUUGAUGAGGACGUGGUCAGUAUGAAAGUGCUGCACUUGCUGCUGGCGGGACACGACGGGGUCGUUCGUUGUGGAUGCGUUGGCAUAUUCGGUUGGUUCGGAUGACGUUGGAUUCUCGUCGGGAAUUGGCUUAGAUGGAGGCAUGUCAUGGUUCAAAGGUGUGUGGGAUGGCGAUGCGACAGCUGGAUGACCCAGGACGUGGUAAAUGUGCGACAUCGUUCGAUCCACUUCGGAGGUUGAGCCAUUUGGGCACAACAAGGGUGGUGGUCGUGGUGGCAAGUUGUCCAUGGUGAUGUCCCUGAAGCUAUGGCGAAGGAGCAACGCAUGCAAGCUGUCCCACACAUGACGGUCGUAAUCCAAGACGGACAUCGCGGCCCAGUCCACCGGUUGAAUCGACGACUUCAAGCGCGUCAUCAACCUGUCCAUGCGGUCGAAAUGAAGCGAUAAGAUGCGAUGCUGGUCGAUUUGGUCAUGGUCGUCGUGGGAAAACGCCGUGAGGAUGACGCGGAGGACGUCGAUCGCGGUCAUGGUGGCACUCUCGAAGCGGUCUUGAAGGUACAUGUACAUACGAUAGGGACAUUCAAUGGAUUGCACGGCGACUUGCAAUGGUUGGGAGAGGAACGAGAGAAGGUACAUGCGUGCCUGGGCCUGGAAUUUCGCCAUGAACAAUCCGUGGAUCUCGCGGAACUUGAGCUGGCGGAGGGCUGCGAGGCGGAGGUCGUCAUUGAGCUUCCUGUCUUCCAACGGCAUGCCAUUCGUUGGCAUCCCAGGCUUCUCUUGUCGCCGUAAGGUUUCGACAUCCAUGGCAACGUCCACAGCGGCCAUGGUUUGCGUGAGUACACGGGGAUCGUCA